CCCGGAAGUACUUCUUUAUUGUCGCUGUGGAGAAGCUUUUAGGAAGUCCUUGAAAAUAUAACACACACAGCCAGUUUAUUUAUCAAAACACGGGGCUACAACCAUGGCAAGAAGAUUAAUAUACCCGCUGUACCAGAUCGGGAACCCCCAACUGAGGAUCUUCCGGCCGCCAUUCUCCCUGACUCUGGUCCGACCAGGGAAGGAGCAGCCUCAGGACACAGUGCAGUUCAGAAUCCCCAUGGAAAUGACCAAAUGUGACGUGAGGAACUACCUGGAGAAGAUUUACAACGUUCCAGUGGGAGCUGUCCGCACAAGGAUACAAUACUGUACGAAUAAGAAGAGAAACCACCUCAACCAGAAAGUGAAGAGACCGGAUUAUAAAGUGGCCUACGUUCAGCUGGUGCAGCAGCAGACAUUUGAGUUCCCUGACAUCUUCACCGAGAAGGAUGUGAAGUCAGCCGAGGGCUCGGUGGAGGAGAUGCAGGAGAAGUUCAUGGAGGAUGAGAAACAGAGGCAGAAACCGGACCUUCGCAGGGGAGGGGUCACAGAGUGGUUCGGCCUCUAGAGAGAGAGUUUGUGUGUUAGGAGAUAUGCACUGCUGGUGUGUGGGUUUGUUUGUGAGAGAGUGUUAAUAUUGUGUGUCAUCAUGUACAGAUUUUUAUCUGCAACAAGUGCGUUUGGUGGAAACACCACAGAUGGGAAAAUUUGCAUAUUUCUUUAUGCAGAUUUUAGAAUAUUCGUAUGAAAAUCUGUCGCCAAUUGGAUGGAAACCUAGCUACUGUCAUUGUAAGAAUGGAACAUGUGACCAAUAGCUGUUCAGACAUAAUAUUAAUUGGUGAAAUACAACGGAAAAUAAUUCAAAUACAGUUUUUCAACAUUUGAGACGUUCUCUCUUGUCAGGUAACACCACUUAUACCAGUGUUGACCGACCCUCGUCCUGGAGAACUAAUGGGUAUCCAGGAUUUUGCUCUGAACCUGCUCUAACACACCCGAUUCAACAAGCCACUCUUUUGAUGAGAGUAGCUGAAUCCUGCUGAUUAACUGUCAAAUCAGAUGUGUUAGAGCAGAGCUAGAACAAAACCCUGCACCCCCAGUAGUUUUCAAACAGGAGAGUCGUCCACCUCUCCCUGACGGAGAAGGCUACUGUGUGGGAAUGUGUUUUCAGUUCACCGCAAUAUGUCUGUGUGAGUGUUUUACUGUGAACUACUGUACAAGGAAAAGCUAAUAAAAAGUAACUUGUCAA
Oncorhynchus tshawytscha (Chinook salmon) is the source of this 1243-nucleotide messenger RNA. It is a transcript of the gene mrpl23, whose product is annotated as mitochondrial ribosomal protein L23. The transcript has 5 exons. Bases 104 to 565 code for a protein of 153 amino acids. Gene Ontology annotation, molecular function: structural constituent of ribosome. The record is from RefSeq and is a predicted model, not a curated record. Gene Ontology annotation, cellular component: mitochondrial large ribosomal subunit; ribosome. Gene Ontology annotation, biological process: mitochondrial translation. Lineage: Eukaryota; Metazoa; Chordata; Actinopteri; Salmoniformes; Salmonidae.